This is a messenger RNA of Aspergillus sclerotioniger CBS 115572, 637 nucleotides long. RefSeq lists its product as uncharacterized. NCBI's taxonomy places the organism in Eukaryota, Fungi, Ascomycota, Eurotiomycetes, Eurotiales, Aspergillaceae. The transcript has a single exon. Bases 158 to 487 code for a protein of 109 amino acids. The record is from RefSeq and is a predicted model, not a curated record.
UGGCCUGACGCUGUCACUCAGACUUGUCCCAAUCCAGAUGGACACUAUUGACUAUUGAGGCCCCAACCGCCAUUAAUCACACUAAUCACAUCUAGUGCGAUGGAAAGAGGGGGGGAGGGUCAAGGAGGGGGGGCCCAACUUUGUUUUUCGGUUCUCCAUGAUCGAUCCAUGGGCCAGAACUCGAGCGUUUGGGAAGAGAGGCCCAUAUCGCAUGGCCAGCCUCGUGCCAGGCCGGGUGGGUUUCCCCGACCCACGUUCCCGCCGCCGCUUUUGCCCGUCCGCCCCUCUCAUUGGCACAACGCUGGCCCAACCUGUCUUGCACCUGCUCUUUACGGUAUGUCGAGAGGCGGUUGGUCCGGGAACCAAUGACGAUUUCCAGAAUUACAGGAUGCUUUUCGUUUCAACAAGUGUCGCCCAGCACACACCACGCGACAGCGGACUCCAAAAAAAAGAUAGCCAUUGUUCUCAGGCCAGGGCACAAACCUAAACCGCCAUCUCCGAUGCUCGGACUGCAAGAGGGCAUGCAUGUGGUCACCCUCCAGCAGAUUCCCCUGUCGCUCAGUCUGCACCCUCGCCUAUUAGCCUGUUAUCGUGGACUCGAUGCCCACCCCUCCAGAGCAUCAAGAAAACCUUAAGU